UCUCUUCUUCUUUUUAAUCAUUUUUCUUGCGGAGGGGUUCCUUGAGUGACCUCUCUAAUCGAAACACCCAUGAAUGGUUCUUGACUCUCUGGCGCUGAUCUUCCUCAAUGUUUUGGCUGCAACAAGUAAUAUAAUAAAAUGAAAACAAAAAAGGAACUUAGAGUUCCCCCUCCAGAUCACUCUCGUGCGGUUUUUUCAUACUGAAGUCUUCUCUCGCUCUCUCUCUCUCUCUCUCUCUCUCAAUUUCCGCACUCUUCUUCGCCUGACACAGCGUAUCACCCAGCUGAUUCUGCGUGUGUGUGAAAGAACAAAAUAAUAUAAAGAAAAGAAAGACCAAAAUGCAAAAAUACACACACAGAAAAGAUAAAGAGAGGAGAGAGACAGAGAGGGGGGGCAGCCUAGCCAAGUUUUAUUGAUGGCGAAAGAUGGUGACUGAAAAGUAGUGUUUGAUGAACCCAACAAAGUAGAGAAAAGUGAAAAAAGGAAAAAAAAAAAAAAAAAGACAGCGAAAGAUAAUAUAACAGAACAUAUUUUGCUUUGUGCUACUACAAUUUUGUGCAGGCAAAAGAUGGUGACUCAAAAGAGAGAGUGAUAUAGCAUAUAACUUAGUUUUCUUUGAUUAGUUUAGCCAUGGCUAUCAAGCUUCUUCUUCUUCUUUUUAUCUUCUUUUUUUCUUUAGUUAGACUCGGUCUGUCUUACGAACCUCGCAACAAUGAAGUGGAGGCUUUGAUAAGUAUAAGAGAAGCACUGGAUGAUCCACAUGGUGUGUUAAACAACUGGGAUGAGGACUCUGUAGACCCCUGCAGUUGGGCUAUGAUCACUUGCUCAUCUGACAAUCUAGUUAUUGGCCUUGGUGCUCCAAGCCAAUCUCUCUCGGGAACUCUGUCUGGGACUAUAGGAAAUCUCACUAAUCUUCGCCAAGUGUUGUUGCAGAAUAAUAACCUCUCAGGGGAAAUCCCGCCAGAGCUUGGUACACUCCCUAAACUUCAGACCUUGGAUCUCUCUAACAACUGCUUCUCUGGUUUGAUACCAGAUCCUCUUGAUCAAUUAAGUAGUCUGCAAUACCUGAGGCUGAACAACAACAGCUUGUCUGGGCCUUUUCCUGUGUCUUUAGCUAAAAUCCCUCAGCUCGCUUUCUUAGACUUGUCUUAUAACAAUCUAAGUGGACCAGUGCCUAAGUUCCCUACAAGAACAUUUAAUGUUGUGGGCAAUCCACUGAUUUGUGGAAGUGCUACUACUGAAGGUUGCUUUGGAUUUGCCAAUGUUGGUCCCCUUUCUUUUUCUUUCAAUUCACCUCCUGGCAAGCACAAGUCAAAGAAAUUAGCCACUGCUCUUGGGGUUAGUUUUAGCUUUGUCUCUCUCUUGCUCUUGGCACUUGUACUCCUUUGGGUCAGAAAGAAGCAGAGAAGCCAAACAAUACUUAACAUUAGUGACCAACAAGAUGAAGGACUACUCAGCCUCGGUAAUCUCAGGAACUUCACCUUCAGACAGCUCCAACUUGCCACGGAUAACUUCAGCUCAAAGAACAUACUUGGCGCUGGAGGCUUUGGCAAUGUGUACAGGGGAAAGCUAGGAGAUGGGACUAUGGUGGCAGUGAAGCGGCUAAAGGAUGUGACUGGAAAUUCUGGGGAAUCACAGUUUAGGACAGAACUGGAAAUGAUCAGUCUUGCAGUUCACCGAAACUUGCUCAAGUUGAUCGGAUAUUGUGCCACUCCUAAUGAGAGGCUUUUAGUCUAUCCUUACAUGUCUAAUGGUAGUGUGGCCUCCAGGCUUAGAGCAGAUAUCUUGAUCACAACAGGAAAACCUGCACUAGAUUGGAACACAAGGAAGAGGAUAGCAAUUGGAGCUGCCAGGGGUCUUCUAUAUCUACAUGAACAAUGUGAUCCUAAAAUAAUUCAUAGAGAUGUGAAGGCUGCUAAUGUGCUUCUUGAUGAAUUCUGUGAGGCUGUAGUUGGUGAUUUUGGCCUUGCAAAGCUCCUUGACCAUGCUGAUUCCCAUGUCACCACUGCUGUCCGUGGCACAGUUGGGCACAUUGCACCAGAGUACCUCUCCACUGGCCAAUCUUCUGAGAAAACUGAUGUUUUUGGAUUUGGCAUUCUCUUGAUAGAGCUCAUAACUGGAAUGAGAGCACUUGAGUUUGGAAAAACAUUUAGUCAAAAAGGAGCAAUGCUUGAGUGGGUGAAGAAGGUACAACAAGAAAAGAAAGUGGAAGAGUUGGUGGACAGAGAGUUGGACAGGAACUAUGACGAAAUCGAGGUUGGAGAGAUGCUGCAAGUGGCUCUUUUGUGCACUCAAUACCUCCCAGCCCACCGUCCCAAAAUGUCUGAAGUCGUCCGAAUGCUUGAAGGCGAUGGCCUUGCUGAGAAAUGGGCUGCAUCACAUAAUCAUAACAAUCCCACCAUGAACCUCUCUCCUGCAAACAACCCUAGUAAAAGCACAAUCCGUCCUACUGCAUCAAAGCAUGAUGAAAAUGGUCAUGAUCGUUCAAGCAACUUGUUUGGCAUGGGGAUGGAUGAAGAUGAUGAUGAACAUUCUUUGGAUUCCUAUGCCAUGGAACUCUCUGGCCCAAGAUAACAAAAAAAAAAUUAAAAAUAAAAAAGAUAUGUAGAUGAUUUUUUUUUUCUCCUUUGGUUAAUUCUUUCGUCAAAUAUAGCUAUUGUAAGUUUCUGCCUUUAUCAUGAAAAUUGUAACAUUAGUAACUGAAAU
Molecule: messenger RNA, 2706 nt
Organism: Hevea brasiliensis (rubber tree)
Lineage: Eukaryota; Viridiplantae; Streptophyta; Magnoliopsida; Malpighiales; Euphorbiaceae
Product: probable LRR receptor-like serine/threonine-protein kinase At2g23950
Exons: 11
Coding region: 631-2574 (647 amino acids)
Biological process (GO): protein phosphorylation
Molecular function (GO): ATP binding; protein kinase activity; protein binding
Source: RefSeq, a predicted model, not a curated record